Hemicordylus capensis (graceful crag lizard) is the source of this 2102-nucleotide messenger RNA. RefSeq names its product dihydrouridine synthase 1 like (gene DUS1L). Gene Ontology annotation, biological process: tRNA processing. Gene Ontology annotation, molecular function: flavin adenine dinucleotide binding; tRNA dihydrouridine synthase activity. Bases 292 to 1749 code for a protein of 485 amino acids. The record is from RefSeq and is a predicted model, not a curated record. NCBI's taxonomy places the organism in Eukaryota, Metazoa, Chordata, Lepidosauria, Squamata, Cordylidae. The transcript has 15 exons.
UACGAAGAGAGAACCGGGAGGAACCAAGUUUCUGCCCGGCUCUUUCCGCCUGCGCCGUAGUUUCCGCAGGGGCCUGGUUGGAAGUUACACCACCCCGCCUGCCGGUCGGAGUGGGAUGGCGGAGGCGCCGUCCGGGUGUCUAAGUGCCCUGCCUGGGGCUCAGCCUCAGCGCCUCUGCGGGCGGCCGGAGCCCCAGCGUGGGAAUCAGCUCCGUAGGAAGCGUAGAACUGGCUCCUGUCGCCUUAUUGGGAAGGGAAAGCCAUAUGCUCUCUCCAUAGAAGUCAGAGGAAGAUGCCCAAACUUAAGAGCUUUGAGUUCUGGAAAAAUACACUGCAAGGUGCCCGUUUUGUGGUUGCACCUAUGGUGGAUCAAAGUGAACUUGCCUGGAGACUGUUAAGCCGCCGCCAUGGAGCCCAGCUGUGUUACACUCCUAUGCUACAUGCUCAGGUCUUUGUCAGAGAUGCCAAUUAUCGCAAGGAAAAUUUGUAUUGUGAUGUGUGCGCUGAAGAUAGACCUUUGAUCGUGCAGUUCUGUGCCAAUGACCCAGAAGUGUUCGUCCAGGCUGCCUUGCUGGCUCAAGAUUACUGUGAUGCUAUUGACCUGAAUUUGGGGUGUCCACAGAUGAUUGCAAAGAGAGGUCACUAUGGAGCAUUCCUGCAGGAGGAGUGGGACCUUCUUCAGAGAAUGAUUAUAUUGGCUAAUGAGAAGCUCUCUGUUCCAAUCACGUGCAAAAUCCGUGUUUUCCCAGAAAUUGGCAAGACUGUGAAAUAUGCCCAGUUGCUGGAGGAGGCUGGUUGCCAACUCUUGACUGUCCAUGGUCGUACUAAAGAACAGAAGGGACCUCUUGCUGGUGUGGCCUCUUGGGAACAUAUACAGGCUGUGAGAAAGGCUGUAAACAUCCCUGUGUUUGCAAAUGGAAACAUCCAGUACCUCAGUGAUGUGGAACAGUGUAUGCAGAAGACAGGAGUUCAGGGGGUCAUGAGUGCAGAGGGCAAUCUUCAUAAUCCAGCUUUAUUUGAGGGAAGAAACCCUGUAGUCUGGGAGAUGGCUGAGGAAUACCUGGAAAUAGUACAGCAGUAUCCUUGCCCACUGUCCUAUGUCAGGGCUCAUCUCUUCAAGCUUUGGCAUCACACGCUGCAAGUUCAUCAGCAGCUGCGUGAUGAAUUGGCUAAAGUGAAGACACUGGUAGGACUUGUGGCUGUCAACAGAGAGCUGAAGUUGCAUUGCCAGGAAGAAAUAGCCAGUCUGAAGGAAGAAGAGAAGCCAAAGGGAGGAUUGCCUUUCUUCCACUGGAUCUGUCAACCGUACGUCAGGCCAGGGCCCAAAGAGACAUGCAAGGAAAAUGGCACUAGUGGGAUGGAAGGAAAUGCCCGGGGGAAACGAGCUCUGGAGGAUGAGGAUGAUGGGAACUCAGAUUCUCUCUCCAAGAACAAACAAAAGAAGAAAUUGAGAAAUCCCAAUAAAAGCUUUGAUCCAUCUUUAAAACCUAAAUAUGCAAAAUGUGAUCAGUGUGGAAACCCAAAGGGUAACAAGUGUGUGUUUAAUCUGUGCCGAGGAUGCUGUAAGAAAAGGGCUUUUAGAGAAACUGCAGAUUGUCCAGGCCAUGGUCUGCUUUUUAAAACCAAAUAUGAGAAGUCCCUUUUGUGGAAAAGUGGUCAGUCCAGUCUGAAGAAUAUUGAAGUAACAGCACAGAAAGCAGAGGCAGAGGAGACUAUAUUGCUCAAAGAAGCUAUCGAUGGGGCAGCAUGAGGUCUUGGAAACCCUCGUUCUCCUGGAUCUGCUCACAGGCCUCUGUCUCCCUGGGCCAAAGACAUCUCUGCUUCCAGUACACAGCAGUUGUCUGAAAUGACACUGCAGACCUGUUCUUAAAUGGUAGACAAGUCUUAUUUAAGAAAAAGUGUCUUACUCAGGGAAAUAUCCUGUGAUGGGAAAUAAAAGGAUGCAGUGAAAGCUUUCCAUGCUGUGUUUGAGAGACUUCAAAGGACUGAGCCAGAAGCCCUGGCCUUAAAAUGCUGCAUUGGAAACACCUCUAAAGUUAUGACCUGCCUGUUUUAAACGAUGUGUGUGAUUUUAAAACUGGCGAAUAAAUCUUUUAUACGAGA